AUUUACCGUCUUCUUCCUCAAAAAGCAAUAAUGCAAAUCAAAGAUAAAAUCGUAAUUAUAACUGGCGGUGCGAACGGUAUUGGUGCUACUUUAGCUCGGCGACUCAUUCUAGAAGGUGCUCAAUUAGUUAUUGGCGACAUUGACAAAAAAUCUGGCCAAGAGCUCGUAGCUGAAUUUAAUCAAAACAAUAAAAUUAAUGCGAUCUUUGUCUUUUGUGAUGUAACAAAUUCCGAACAUCUACAUCAAUUGUUCGAUACUGCACAAAAUACAUUUGGUGGCAUUGUAUGUAAUAACGCUGGGAUUGGGCAAUCUGGUGAAUUUUAUGACCAAACUGAUAGCUGGAUGAAGACUGUCGAUAUCAAUUUAAACGCUGUAAUCAAAUGUACACAAUUGGGAAUUCAAUUUUUGAAAAAACGUGGUGGUGGUGUUAUCAUAAAUACAGCUUCGCUUGCUGGAUUUUAUCCAUUGAAGUCAAUGCCAGUAUAUACUUCUACAAAAUAUGCUGUCGUUGGUUUUACACAAUCACUACGCGAACUAAACGAUACUGAUAAAAUUCGCGUAAAUGCUAUUGCUCCUGGAUUUGUGGAUACACAUUUGUUGCAAGGAUUGAUAAAAUCAAUUCCCACAAUUACACAAUCGAUUGAUAAUCUUGGAUUUGUUCCUGUUGAUGAAGUGAUUGAUGCUUUUAUAAAGAUUAUUCAAGAUGAUAAACUUGUGGGUGAUACUGUCAUGAUUUCAAAAAAAGGUCAUUCACAAAUUAUUUCACCAAAUCCACUCAUAGUAACGAAUACAAAUUGA
Dentiscutata erythropus is the source of this 798-nucleotide messenger RNA. The record is from the annotation of a GenBank genome assembly. Lineage: Eukaryota; Fungi; Glomeromycota; Glomeromycetes; Diversisporales; Gigasporaceae.